UCGCCACGUCCCCUACCAGCUGCAGCCAUGAACUCAUCAGUAAAGGACCCUCUCAGUACCAGCAGCUCAGAGCCCCUCUCGGCUGUCAUCAUCGGUAAUGGUCCCUCGGGCAUCUGCUUGUCCUACCUGCUCUCAGGCUACACGCCCUAUGUGAAGCCAGGUGCCGUCCACCCACACCCCCUGUUGCAGAGGAAGCUCAGUGAAACACCAGAGGUUUCCAUCCUGGACCAGGACCUAGAUUACCUGUCAGAAGGCCUGGAAGGCCGCAGCCAGAGCCCGGUGGCCCUGCUGUUUGACACCCUCCUGCGACCAGACACAGACAUUGGGGGAGACGUGGAGUCUGUCCUCACCUGGAAACAUCAGAAGGAGAGAAUCAUCCCCCAUAUGGUCCUGGGCCGGAACCUGCCCGGAGGCGCAUGGCAUUCCAUUGACGGCUCCAUGGUGACCCUGAGCCAGGGCCAGUGGAUGGGGCUCCCAGACCUGCAGGUCAAGGAAUGGAUGCGGCAAAAGCGAAGAGGUCUCCGGAACAGCCGGGCCACAGCCGGGGCCAUUGCCCACUACUACAAGGACUACGUGACCAAGAAGGGUCUGGACCCUAAUUUUGUGUCAGGCACUGUGGUCACAGCUGUGGAGUGGGCCACACCCCAACCCAUCAUCUCUGGCGCCCGGGACCCCACCCCCCUCUUCCACGUGCAUGGCUUCCUGACCACCCAUGACCAGAGCCCACAGCCCUUCAGCCUUUGCACCCGAAACGUGGUCCUAGCCACGGGCACGUCAGACAGCCCGGCCCGCCUGGACAUCCCUGGAGAGACCCUGUCCUAUGUCCACCAUGAGUUGUCAGCUCUGGAGAGAGCCAUGAAGACUGGUGUGGUCACCGCUGCCUCGGACCCUGUCCUCAUUGUGGGCGCGGGGCUGUCAGCAGCUGAUGCCGUCCUCUACGCCCGGCACUACAACGUGUCGGUGAUUCACGCCUUCCGACGGCCUGUGGACGACCCCGGCCUGGUGUUCAAUCAGCUGCCCAAGAUGCUGUACCCCGAGUACCACAAAGUCCACCAAAUGAUGCGUGAGCAGUCCAUCCUGUCCCCCAGCUCCUAUGAGGGCUACCUCAGUCUCCCUGAGCACCAGCUGCAGCUCUUCAAGGAGGAUCACCAAGCAGUCUUCCGAGACCCACAGGGUGGCCAGAAGGUCUUUGGGGUCUCCCUGGUCCUGGUCCUCAUCGGAUCCUACCCCAAUCUCUCCUUCCUCCCUGGGGGUGGUUCAGACCUCACUGUGGACCCUGACCAACCGCUGAGUGCCAAGAGGAACCCUAUUGAUGUGGACCCCUUCACCUACCAGAGUGCCCGCCAGGAGGGCCUGUAUGCCAUGGGACCACUAGCCGGGGACAACUUUGUGCGCUUCGUGCAGGGCGGCGCGCUAGCUGUGGCCAGCUCCCUGCUGAGGAAGGAGCUCAGGAAGCCGCCCUAG
Molecule: messenger RNA, 1464 nt
Organism: Chrysochloris asiatica (Cape golden mole)
Lineage: Eukaryota; Metazoa; Chordata; Mammalia; Afrosoricida; Chrysochloridae
Gene: OSGIN1
Product: oxidative stress induced growth inhibitor 1
Exons: 5
Coding region: 28-1464 (478 amino acids)
Molecular function (GO): oxidoreductase activity
Source: RefSeq, a predicted model, not a curated record